Molecule: messenger RNA, 3161 nt
Organism: Nerophis ophidion (straightnose pipefish)
Lineage: Eukaryota; Metazoa; Chordata; Actinopteri; Syngnathiformes; Syngnathidae
Product: bone morphogenetic protein receptor type-2-like
Exons: 12
Coding region: 17-1675 (552 amino acids)
Biological process (GO): cellular response to growth factor stimulus; protein phosphorylation; BMP signaling pathway
Cellular component (GO): plasma membrane; signaling receptor complex
Molecular function (GO): ATP binding; transforming growth factor beta receptor activity
Source: RefSeq, a predicted model, not a curated record
GUGGGAGUGAUGCUUGAUGUGGGAACCUCCCUCUACAUUCCCAUGUAACUCAUCCCAUGCUGGGCUCAGAGUGACCAUGAUGAUCUUGCAACGGUGGGACCUGCUGCUGGCACUGGAAUGCAUCUUUUUAGGUGUCUUCAGCCAGGCUCCCAGUCAGAAAAGGCAGUGUUCCUUCCAGGUGAAGCCGAAAGACAGCAGUUAUUUAGCGGAGGGAAACGUCAGCAACUCGGUUCAGGUGUGUGAGCGCACAUACUGCUGCGUGGGCUAUUUCUUCAUUGGCCCAGGCCCGCCACAGGUUGAUGUGCUCGCUUGUAAUAAAUUGGAGCAAUCUUGCCCGGAUGCAACUUGCAAGCUGCAAACCCGUGUGAACCGGAUAGCAAAGUGUGUGUGCAACACAGACCUCUGCAACAGCAAUAUUACCUGGACUGGUGUCAGCAACAAAAUCUGGACUGGUGUGAUACAAGAGCACGGGUCCACUGGCAUUGUGGGUAUGACUGUUUUACCUCUUCUUAACAUGUCAACAUACGGCAGUGGUUCUCAACCCUUUUUCAGUGAUGUACCCCCUGUGAACAUUUUUUUACUUCAAGUACCUCCUAAUCAGAGCAAAGUGCUUGCUCUUGUGGGGUUCAAAGCAACAUGGAUCCUAAUUGUUGUCCUGAGUUUGGCGCUUCUGUGCCUUGUGGUUGUUGCUCUUCGAUGGAAACAUCUCUCAAAAAAGAAAAUUUGUUCCACCCCAACAACACCGGCCCCACAGAUAGAUGUCACUCAUAUACAACUACAGCAGAUCGUUGCCCGCGGGCAUUUUGCCACUGUUUGGCGGGGAACACACAGAGGCUCUGCGGUGGCGGUUAAAGUUAUCCCCGCCGCCAUGAAACACGCGUUCACCUCAGAGGAAGGGAUUUACAAACUUCCGCUGAUGAAGCACGCCAACAUUAUCCACUUCCUGGACUCUGGGAGACGGUCCCAUGACGGCAGCUGGCUCAUUGUCCUGCAGUUUGCGGAAUAUGGCUCUUUGCACUCUUUUCUGUGCAAGAACACCACCAGCUGGCCGUUGUCACUUAAGUUGUGCCACUCUUUAUCGCAGGGACUCUCCUAUCUCCAUUCGGACCUUCGUACACCAGAAGGGCACAAACCUCCCGUGGCCCACAGAGACCUGAGUAGUCUGAAUGUGCUGGUGCGAGCAGAUACUACUUGCGCCCUGUGUAAUUUCCGCAGCGCCACCAUCCUGUGCUCAAAUUCGGCACGCUGCCAACCAACAAGCCCAUUGUGUCACGCUCAGGUGGGAACACCGCACUACAAAUCCCCUGAGAUUCUGGAGGGUUCUGUUAAUCUUCUCAGCAACUGGUGCUUGCAAGCUGACAUCUAUGCUGCGGGUUUGCUGCUGUGGGAAAUCUGGAUGCGCUGCUUGGAAUUAUUUGAAGGCGACGCAGCUCCACAACACCUCCUGCCUUACGAACAAGAGCUAGGAGCCAGAUUGACCUGGGAGAGUCUCACCGUUCACGUGGCUCACAUGGAAAGAAGACCUUCCGUACCCGAGCAUUGGCAAAUGCUAAGACAGGGGUCGGUGCUGCAGGAUCUACUCCGAGAAUGCUGGGACUGUGACCCAGAUGCCCGGCUGACCGCACAGUGUGUUGCGGACAGAUUAGUAUCUCUUGACUCUCAUUUGUCUUUAUAACAACUGAUAUUCACUUUGUCUUCUCAUCCUCUACAUCAGUGUUUUUCAACCACUGUACCGUGAGAUACAGUCUGGUGUGCCGUGGGAGAAUAUGUAAUUUCACCUGUUUGAGUUAAGAAUAUUUUUUGCAAACCAGUAAUAAUAAUCUGAAAAUGUGUCGUUGUUGAGUGUCGGUGCUGUCUAGAGAUCGGCAGUGUAACCAUGUUGUACUCUUCCAUAUCAGUAGGUGGCAGCAAGUAGCUAAUUGCUUUGUAGAUGUCGGGAACAUGGUUUGUCGUGAUCACAAUAUGCAGACAACAACGUGCGGGUAAAAACGUAUCUAAUGCUUAAACAAAAAGCGAGUGCCGCUCAGAAAAGGCAUUGAAGCUUAGGGAAGGCUAUGCAAAACAAAACUAUAACUGAACCGGUUGCAAAGUAAACAAAAACAGAAUGCUGGACGACUGCAAAGACUUACAGCGUGUGGAGCAGACGGCUUCCACAAAGUACAUCCAAACAUGACAUGACAAUCAAUGUCUACACAAAGGAAGAUAGUGACAACUUAAAGAGCCUUGAUUGAUAAAACAAAACAGAUGCGGGGAAUAGCACUCAAAGAAGACAUGAAACUUCUUCAGGAAAAUACCAAAAAAAGAGAAAAAGCCACCAAAAUAGGAGCGCAAGACAAUAGCUAAAACACUACACACAGGAAAACACCCAAAAAGUCUAAAUAAGUCACGGCGUAAUGUGACAGACGGGUGGGACAGUACACCUACUUCGAGACAAGAGCUUUAUUGAUGCAUGCUUGUUUAUGGUUUGAAUUCUUAUCCAACACUUGCGAGAACAACUUUAUACUGUCAAUAUCAGCUCCUGAGUUUAAUUUUUUUAAUGUUUUCUGCUGGUGGUGUGCCUCCAGAUUUUUUCAAUUAAAAAAUGUGCCGUGGUUUAAAAAAAGGUUGAAAAACACGCACUACAUAUCCAUAGUGAGUCUUAAAGCACCCAUAGCCUCCAGAUGACAAAAAUGUUAUAAUGGAGUUGUCUUCAUGUAUUUUUUGAUCCUGAAAAUUAAUCCGACAUUCAUUUCCCAUGAUAUCAAUUAGUUUUUUAAUAAUGAACAGAUAGCUGUGGUUGGAAUGUUCCAUCGCCAGACUAGAUAUGUCGCCUACAGACGUGGUGCCCAUUUCCCCACAUAGUGUGGACAAAGGCAUGUAAAACAAUUAUUUUGAUCACUUCAUUGCAUAUUUUGGUCACCCUGUUCCACGAUUACUUCAAAACUGAUAUGGUUAACAUAAUGAGCAAAAAAGAAAUAUAAAACAAUUGUCAUUUCUGGCCUUCCCUGCUUUUCAAUUUUUUUUUCCAUAGACCCUAUAGCCCAUGGGUGCCCAUUACAUCAAUUGUGAGCUACCGGUCGACGGUGGAGGGUCUGUCAGUCGAUCACCAGCCAGGCAUUAAAAAAAUAGACCUAAAAAUGAUCGCUCAUCAAUUUCCACCAAGACGUCACUUUCGUCACUUC